Ictalurus punctatus (channel catfish) is the source of this 3425-nucleotide messenger RNA. RefSeq lists its product as uncharacterized. Bases 1809 to 2438 code for a protein of 209 amino acids. The record is from RefSeq and is a predicted model, not a curated record. The transcript has 8 exons. Lineage: Eukaryota; Metazoa; Chordata; Actinopteri; Siluriformes; Ictaluridae.
GCGAUGGACUGGCACCCUAAUCAGGGUGUACCCUGCCCUGUGCCUGAUGCUCCCUGGGAUAGGCUCCAGGUUCCCUGCGACCCUGAAAAGGAGUAAGUGGUUGAAGAUGGAUGGAUGGAUGGAUGGAUGGAUGGAUGGAUAGUUUUUAUUGGUACCUUUAAUUUGGUAGGCUUUCUAUAUAGUGUAGGCUGUUUCAGCAGCAGACGCCUAUUUAAAGUGCGUGCAGGAACUAGUGGUGCAGAAGUACUGGAGCUGCUGAAAAACAAACCCUGAACGGCAACAACGAAAAAACAAUCACCAAACGGAAAAAAAUGAUGCGACUGAGCAUUGCUAUGUGUAAGUGUUGCUAUGAUUGUUAAUCUGCUUGAGCUGUCCAUAUCGGUACGGGAUGAGCAGAGCUUCAUUACAAUCCCAUGCCAAGCAAAACGUGAAUCAGAAGUUCAGUACAGGAGAAUCACCUGGUAUAAGGUAGAAUUGGGGUCUGAAGUGUUAACUGGUCUUGUAAUGAAAGACCUGCUUACGCAGGAAACUGUCCUCUAUAAAUUUGCUAACCAGUCCUAUGAAGUGGAAGAUGAUUACUCUUUGCUACUCCCGGAGGCUGUGCAGACGGACUGUGGCCGUUACCGCUGCACUCUGUGGCCUCCGGUGGGCCAUUACAUCCAGGAUGGUGACUACGAGUACUAUCCAUUAGACUCUGGUUGCUCAAGACCUCAUCAGCAAAUUAAGACCAUUCCAAGUGAGAAGACCAAGCUGACUUUGUUUAAUGUUCCUGUAAUUCUUGCAAUCUCAAUUUUGCUUGCUGCUGGUAAUAUGGGGAUUGUUUACCUCAGCUGUAAAAAGAUAAUGCAGAAUAAAAAGGCAAAGCAGGAUAUGGACUAUAUGUAAACAUGUGAUAAUGAGUUUAAAGAAACUUUCCAUUUUCUUUUUAUUAUUAUAUAUUUGCUCAACCUUACAGUCUAUAGAUUCUAGAAUAUGAUAUGUUGUUAUUAUAUAUGUAUUAUUAUUGUAAAUAGCAAAUUAUUUUAUUAAUCAAGUGUACUUCAUGGUUUAUACUGUUUACUGUAUAUAGUUCUAUAAAAAAAAGAAAAACACACAUUGCGUUUAUACUGUACCUGUCUUCUGGAAUUCUUUCAUUUUUGAAAAUGUCAGAGAAAAUUUUAUUUUCUUACAUUAAUUUCUGUGAGUUCAUAUUCAAAGAUUUGUAUCCAAGUUUUAUAUGUUUCUGUAAAGCUGCUUUCUGACAAUGUCCAUUGUUAAAAGUGUUAUAUAAAUAAAAUUGAAUUGAUUUGAAGGAUUUAAACAUUAUCAUGAUAUGUAAGGGCACACUGACUUUAGGGUACCAUUAUUAUUAUUAUUAUUAUUAUUAUUAUUAUUAUUAUUAUUAGUAGUAGUAGUAGUAGUAAUAGUAGUAGUAGUAGUAGUAGUAGUAGUAGUAUCAAUAAUAAUAAUAACAACAACAAUCAUAAUAAUCAUCCUUAUCUGAACAUUGGUCUCAUCCUAACAAUUGUUAUUUCAGUGUGACAGCUUUAAAGUUUGAAAUGAGGUGCAGAAAACUUGAUGAUGGAAAACCAGAACAAGCUGUUUGUGUUUUUGUUACAUGAACUGACAUUUUGUCAUGUUUUUUUUCCUUUAUGUUGUUAUUCAAAUGUUAGAAAUAAAUCUACUCGACUCUUACAAGAACUGCACAGUGCAAAAUACAUAUUGCUAACACAGCAGCAUACCUUACUUUCCCCUCCUUACAUGCCUCUCACUUCCUCACUUGGUGUCGGAGCUGAACUUGACAAAGUAGGAUUAGCCAUUGGUGAAAUAUGAAGAAUCGCACACUGUCUAGAAUACUGGCCUUGUGUCUGGCCAUAUAUACAGCUCUGUGUACCACCAAUGAAGAAGCAACUGUCACAGUCCAAUCAGAAUACGACACUAACGCCUUCUUGCCCUGUCCUGCACUGUCUUACAGUAAACAUUACAUUUCCCUCACCUGGUACAAGGUUUCCCCAAACAAAGAGGGCAUUAUUAGAAAUUCAACCAAAGAAGGCAAACCACAACUAUAUAAGAACUACGAGAAUCGUACAGAUGUGUCUCUUACCGAGGAAGGUUCUCUAGUCCUGCAGAAGGUUAACUUUUCACAAGCAGGGAUGUACAAGUGUUACCUGGCUGGAAAAGUUGGACACAGAAAUAAUGAGUCAUUUGUCAUACUGAAUGUAACAGAGAGUGUUACUGAGACAACACCAACCAUGGAUGUCACCAGCAAGUUUGUUCAUCAUUCCACUGAGUUGAACUUUUCUAUGGUCGGUCUGGUUCUGCCAGUGGACGUGAGCCCCUUGUCUGUCUUGAUUGGAUUCUUAAGUCUAAGUCUGAGCAAAGCUCUACUCUGUUUUGUGUGUGUGGGGGGGAUGGCAAGCUUUAAGGAACACCAAAGAAGAAAAUUAUGGGCCAAGUGAGAGAAAAGAAGUCCUGACCUGAGGAUAAUAAAACAUCUACAUUUUGUUCAAAGACUGUUUAUUAAUUUAAGUCAGGUCAUUCUGAAUAAAUAAUAGAUGUUCACAAUCAUAUAUAACUUGUUUGUUCACUGAGAAAGUACGAAGUGACUAUCAUAAAUCCAGUUUAAUUAUGUGUUUUUGUUAUCCUGUACAAAAUACUGAUAUUUCAAUUAGUCAGUAAUUUCAUUUACUUAUAUUUACAUUUAUUAUGCUAACACUUAAGGAUAUUAUAGCCUAUGUAGCCUAAACUAUACUCUCCUCAAUAUGUCUGUGUAACAUAACUUAAUAAUUGUGAAAAUUUCUACAUUUGCAGGUUAACAUGUGUGUGUAUAUAUAUAUAUAUAUAUAUAUAUAUAUAUAUAUAUAUAUAUAUAUAUAUAUAUAUAUAUAUAUAAAUGGCACAAUUUUAUCCAAAGCACUUUACACUGUGUCCCAUUCACCCAUUCACACACACUCACACACCAAUGGUAGCAGAGCUGCCAUGCAAGGUGCUAACUUGCCAUCAGGAGCAACUUGCCCAAGGAGUCAUGCGGUCCAGGAAUCAAACCACCAACCCUACAAUUACUGGACAACCCACGCUACCAACUGAGCCACCCCUAUAUAUGCUUGUUUUAGAAAAUAAUUUUUGCAUUCUUUUCUAAUUUAAUACAACAAUUUUCAUUAUAAAUUAUGUCAGUUAUUUCAGUUGAGUGAAAAGUAGAAUCUUUGAAACAUAUUUAAAAUAUUUACAUGAAUUUGACACAAAGAACUUGUCAUUUGUGAGAGAAUAAUCAGCAUUUCAGACUCAUAGUGGCAGAUUCAAGCAGUUGUAGUUAUUGAAUUGUGUUUGUGCUAGAAAAUUUCCAAGAGAAAAAUAUAUUUGUGACAAAAUAUUCUACAGGAGUGCAACUCUCAUUGCAUGAAUUUACAUACUGAGUUGGGGAUGAAUAAAAUUUGUCCAUGACUUCA